UGCUCGGCGGGCGAGGAAGCCGGCAGUUCCUCCGCCCGGCCCGCGUUGUCCUCCCUCCCUGGGCGCCCUCCUCUGCCUCGGGCUCCAGCCAAGGGGCGCCUGGGGCUGCCAUGACCCCGGGAAAGGGCAGCAGAGAAACACAGCCCCGCCCGGAGCGCUUCCCCGCCGCCGGGACUGGACAUGCGGAGCCGAUGUUACGUGUUUGGGGAAACCUGACUAAAUCUCUCAGAUGAACCUCAGUCUCAGACGAUGCCAUUAGGAUACUCCCCUCUGUCUUCUCAGAACAUGGAGGAAAAGGAUAAUGAGAAAUACAACCAAGCUGGCCAAAUAUUUGAAAACUUCGUCCAAGCCUCAACAUGCAAAGGCACAAUUCAAGCCUUUAAUAUCCUCACCCGUUACCUUGAAUUAGAUCCGCUGGACAACAGGAACUUUUAUCCAAAGCUGAAAUCAAAGGUGACCAGUUGGAAAGCCAAAGCUUUGUGGAAUAAGCUAGAUAAAAGAGCAAGCCAUAAGGAAUAUAAACGUGGGAAAGCCUGUGUGAAUACUAAGUGUUUGAUAGUUGGGGGUGGCCCCUGUGGUUUGAGGACUGCCAUAGAACUUGCCUUUCUUGGAGCCAAAGUUGUUGUGGUGGAAAAGCGAGACACUUUUUCAAGAAACAAUGUUCUUCACCUCUGGCCUUUUACUAUUCAUGACCUUCGCAGCCUGGGAGCAAAAAAAUUUUAUGGGAAGUUCUGUGCAGGAUCCAUUGAUCAUAUUAGCAUUAGGCAGCUCCAGCUUAUCCUCUUCAAGAUUGCACUGAUGUUGGGAGUUGAAAUCCAUGUGAAUUUAGAAUUCAUAAAAGUUAUAGAACCUCCCGAAGAUCAAGAGAAUCAAAAAAUAGGUUGGCGCGCUGAAUUUCUCCCAAUGGAUCAUCCUUUAUCAGAAUAUGAAUUUGAUGUUGUUAUUGGUGCUGAUGGCCGCAGAAACACUUUGGAAGGCUUUAGAAGGAAGGAAUUUCGUGGAAAGCUGGCCAUUGCUAUCACUGCCAACUUUAUAAACAGAAACACUACUGCAGAAGCAAAGGUGGAGGAGAUCAGUGGAGUUGCUUUCAUUUUCAACCAAAAAUUCUUCCAAGAUCUGAAAGAAGAAACAGGAAUUGACCUGGAGAAUAUUGUUUACUAUAAAGAUAGCACCCACUAUUUUGUGAUGACUGCAAAAAAGCAAAGUCUUCUGGAAAAGGGAGUCAUUAUUAAAGAUUAUAUUGACACGGAAAUGCUACUCUGUGCAGAAAAUGUAGACCAAGACAAUCUAUUGUCCUAUGCAAGGGAAGCUGCUGACUUUGCAACUGAUUACCAAUUGCCUGCCUUGGAUUUUGCGAUUAAUCAUUAUGGACAGCCAGAUGUGGCUAUGUUUGAUUUCACUUCCAUGUAUGCCUCUGAAAAUGCAGCGUUGGUACGAGAGAGGCACAGACAUCAACUGCUGGUUGCGCUUGUUGGGGACAGUCUUGUAGAGCCAUUCUGGCCGAUGGGCACGGGUUGUGCAAGAGGGUUUCUGGCUGCAUUUGACACAGCAUGGAUGGUGAAAAGUUGGGCCCAAGGAAAGCACCCAUUUGAUAUCCUUGCAGAAAGAGAAAGCAUUUACAGACUCCUACCCCAAACUACACCUGAAAAUAUCACAAAGAACUUUGACCUAUAUACCAUUGACCCCGCAACACGAUAUCCAAACUUGAACUCAAGCUGUGUUCGUCCACAUCAGGUGAAACAUUUAUAUAUUACGAAUGAGCUGCAGUCUUGCCCUCUAGAAAGAUCAACCUCAAUUAGAAGAUCAAUUGGUCUUUCAAGACAAGAAUCAGAUGUAAGGCCAAACAAGCUUUUGACCUGGUGUCAGAAACAGACAGAAGGCUACAGAAACGUUAAUAUUACGGAUCUCACUAGUUCAUGGAGCAGUGGACUUGCCUUAUGUGCAAUUAUACAUCACUUCAGACCUGACCUCAUUGAUUUUGAUUCUCUGAACGAAGAAGAUGCUGUCAGAAACAACCAGCUGGCAUUUGACAUUGCUGAACGAGAGUUUGGAAUUCCUCCCGUCACUACUGGGAAAGAGAUGGUGUCUGCCGGGGAGCCCGAUAAACUCAGUAUGGUCAUGUACCUCUCCAAAUUCUAUGAGCUAUUUAGAGGAACACCUCUCAGAGCAGUGGGUACUGUGGGCAAGCAAAACGGAGAAAGAAAUGAUCUUUGUUCAACAAAAUCAACCAACUUUAUCUUCAAUAAUUACAUCAACCUAACCUUUCCAAGGAAAAGAGUUCCUAAAGCAGAAGAAAAUGAAACCAAUAAAAGACGGCGUAAAAGUUUCAUUAAUUUUGAAGAGUCUUCAAGUUCUUUGAAUCAUGGAACAAAUUCUAAUAACCAAAUAGCGGAUGUGAAAGAAGCAAUGAAUGGAAACAAAGUAAAGUCUAUGGCAACUCAGCUUUUAGCCAAAUUUGAAGAAAAUGCUCCCAAUAUUUCAAUACGGAGGCAGGAACUAGUAGAUCAACCUGCUUUGCACCUUUCUCCUGAAUCUCCUGUAAAUCCUCGCUUUGCUAAACCCAAGGAGCCUGUAAAUCCUCGCUUUGCUAAACCCAAGGAACCAACCUGCAACCCACCACCUCCUUCAAAAAGCCAGUUUCAGGCCAUAGCUAGGGCUGACCAUGUGGUCAGGAAGCCUAAGCAGUCUUUGCCUGAAGCUCCUCCAGUGGUCAGGCCCUUGAGCUGUGUAGAACAAACUGAGCUGAACUCCAGUCUUUCUGAAACCCUUGCAUCUUCCUGUCCUGCUGCAUUUGCACUAUCUGGUGUGCUUCAGCGCCUUCAACAUGUGGAGGAAAAAAUUAACCAGAAGAGAGCUCAGUCCCUUGCAAAUAGAGAAUUUCAUAAAAAGAGCAUUAAAGAGAAAGCAGCUCAUCUUGCAUCAAUGUUUGGCUGUGUCGACAUCCCAAAGAAUAAACUUCCUACUAAAGGUCUGUCCUAUUCUCAGCACCUAUCUCCCUCUUGCCUUCCAUCUCAUGAUUCAGCUGCUUCUUCUUCAUCUAUUGACUACUCCGCUUCCCCUGCCAUUCAUUCUAAAAAGAUGACAGUAGGGAAGGUGUCACGUGGAAUAGGUGCAGUAGCACAAGUUCUUAUCAGUCUGUACAUGAAUGAUCACAGGCCCAGUCCAUUGUCUACAUCCUUGGAACUGGGUUCCCUGAGAAAAGAAUUUCCUCAGUCGAUAGGUGGGAGCGAUGUUUGCUAUUUCUGCAAGAAAAGGGUGUACGUCAUGGAGCGCUUGAGUGCAGAAGGCCACUUCUUCCACCGAGAAUGCUUCAAAUGUGCCAUAUGUGCUACAACUCUCCGCCUAGCAAUGUAUGCCUUUGAUGCAGAGGAAGGUAAAUUUUAUUGCAAGCUCCAUUUUUCACAGUGUAAAACAAAGAAUACACAUAGAAAAAGGAGAGCCAUGCUAAAGAGUCAUGAAAAGGAGGAAGCCGAAUUGUGGAAGGAAGAAGAACCUAUGUCACCUGAAACCACCUCAGAAUGUGCUUUUGCUGCCAGUAGCAGCUCAGAAGACCGGUCCCCAGGUAUCCUGCCUUCAUUCUUUAAGAAAACUCUAAGCUGGCCUCUUAAGGUGACAAGGGAUCUGCUUCACCUUCCAAGACAGCUCUCUAACUGGAUGCAUGGUGUCCUGCACGCUACCAGACUUCAUUUCAGGGACAAUGCAUACAACUAUACGUACUUGUAUGAACUCUUAAGCUUCAGUAUGCCAUUCCUUUUUGCGCUUCAGGAGUUACUUGCCCACAUUUACCGGGAAGUGGAGCUGUCAUGUGAGAAUGUGCUUGACUUGGUGAAGAAGUUCUUCAGGGUAUAAGUUCUUCUUAAUUUUGGUUGUGCCUUUCAGAUUUCCAAAACAAACAGCCUUUUGGUUACAUGUAUACGCACAAAGAUAGACAUUUCAAUUCAGUAAGUGCUUUAAAAUGAGCGAAAGUUCAAUUUGAUAACCAUGGUGCAAUCCUAACAUCAUUUCAAUUUUUUAUUGGCUCAUGAAGGUCAGUGUCCAGAUGCAUUUUCAGACCAUGGAGAUUAUAUGAAGGAUGUUUUUUGUUAUAGUUUAUUGUUUUUUUAAAAAAAGAAUCUAUUUCCAGUUAUGACCACAUAUUUCUUUAGAUUUACAUUUUAUUGUUUUUAUUUUAAAGACUGUGAAAGAAAGUCCUUUCAGACAUUUCUCAAGCAACAUAAAAUGUUGACUAUGUGGAGGUUUUUUUUGAAAACUGAAUAUGGCACAUACUUUUCCCCUCCUUCCCUUCCCUUUUGCUUUAUCUUUGCUUUGGGGCUAAAAUAUUGUUUACUUGGAUAGAUUUUGUUUGUUUUUAAAAAAUGUAUACUACUAGCCCAUUUCUUCUUAUUGACUUCUCUUUGAUACAUCCUUUUGUAAACACUGGGCAUUUUGUGUAAUAUUUAUGAAUAAAUUCAAAGAGCAAAUUUUAGACUCAUUAGUUAAUUAAAAUGGAAGCACAGCAUUAGCUUAUAUUUAUUUCCCUUAAUUUGUGGGGUCAUUUUAUCCAUGAAGUAUGAUAUAUAGCUGAUACUGAAGAGGAAUACAUGUUGUUUUUAAAAAAUCAAAAGCUUGUGUUUACAAUUUCCCUCAAAUAAUUCCUUUGGUAAUUUUAAGUUAUUGGAAUAAUUAAUUGAACUAUUAUGUUGGAAUAAUUCAUAUAUACAAUUAAUUCAAAGAGGGAGAUAUUGAGAGAUUCUGGAAUCCACUUGAUAAUUCACUUACACUAAAGAGGCUAAAAGACAUUUUAAAAACUAUUAUCUGAGAGAUAAUAAGCACUCACUUGCAAUUGUCCUCAUAGACUGAAACAUUAGAUGAAUAGAUUUCAACAUUUUGUUGAAUAAAACAGAAACCUAAAGCACAGGAUUUUCAAAUUAUUUGGGCACUAUGCAAGAGUGCUGAAGGUGUACAAGGUAAUAUUUCCAAGCAUGAACCUAUCUGGUACUGAUAAUAGCAAUACAAUUAAUUCAAAUUGAUUUUCUAUGGGCUGCUGUUCAUAGAGAUAAUGAUACUUAAGCUCUUUUUGAGCCAGUAUUGUACCAUAUGCUUUAGCUUUACCUGUGACAUCAGAAACAUUUUGAUGCACUGUUGAGAGCAGCUAUUUCUAAAAGGGUGCCACAGCAUGUUUACGGUAUAUAACUUAACACACACUUAAAGGGGUUCUGUGGAUCACCAACGUUCAGUUUCUGAAAUAGAAACCAUUGUGCCUUGGUCUGAUAAAAAAUAAUAAUAUCCUUGGUAUCUGCUUUAUCUGUGUGGUCUUUUCUGUGGGGUUUCACUUGCCUGAAUUGUAUUUUAUUGGACAAAUGUUUAUUUGCCACAAAAGAGGAUCCAUAUAGCUUCCAAAACGUUUAGAUUUUAGACUUGCAUACAAGCAGAUAUUACUACUAACAUUUUGACCAUAUUACAGGGAUUUUUAACAGGUAUUUUUUUAAAAAGGUUUAACUGGUAGAUUGGAUGGGUCUAUUCUUAAAUCUCAGGCCCAAGCACACUUGUUUGGAAAAAGCCACAUUUUUUCAGCAGGACUUUAAAGAUUUCUUCCUAAGCCCAAUUCCUUGGAAAUUCACUCUAUCUAAAUUGAUCAAGAUGCAAAGGCACUGACUCCUGUUGAUAUAGAAAUUAAGUCCUUUACCCCCAACAAAUCCAAAACGAGGUAUUGUUUGUACUUAAAAAUAAGACCUGAUCUACUAAGAGGUGAAAUGUUUUAUUUAAGUUAAUUUGUCCCUUUCAGAUAAAAGGAAAGUUUCUACUUCAGCCUAUGACACAGAAUAACCUUGCAAAAACUGUUGUAGAAGUGCACAUGUUAACCCAAUGCAUCUGGCCCACCACUUUUGUGUCCCUACUGCCAUUGUUCCACACAGUUUAUAGUUAAUCACAGAACACGCUCAGGGAAAGAGACCUCCAAGUGGGAACUAUGCCAUUCUGUAGCUUUCUGAUGCAGAGGAACAGGAAGUAGAAGUGCUUCAAAAUUCUUGUUUUCACUGCAUUACUAAUGUUUUUCAUGCAACCAAGUAAAUUAUAGUAUUUAUACACUGCUUUCAACUUAUCAUUGGAUUUCUAUUUGAUUUAUCUAAAAAUCAAGGUGCAUGGGCAUUUUCAUCUACUGAUGUCAAAAACAUUGAGUUGAUAACAACACAUGCAAAGCUUUUAAAGGGAGGUAGUCCAUCUUGUGGGUCACUGGGAUAGAUCAUGUUGGUGAAAGUAUAAUUAACCUUUAAGAACUCUUACUAUUAUCACGUCUUUCCAACUAUAGUCAUCUCUCCACAUUUGAAGUCUUUAUUUUUGUGAAUUUGCUUAUUCAUGGAUCUGAUAAAAAUAUUAUCUCUAUGAACCUCUAAUUGCUCCAGUGUAACUCUAUCAGCUACUUCCUUCAGUCAUUCUGAUGAACCUAGAGAUUUCUAGAGAGAGCAGAUUUCUAGGAAUCUGAGGUCCUGUAAUAUGAUUCCAUGGCCCACUUUCAGUGGAAGUCGACCAUAGAGUCAUGCUAGAGGAUCUUGAAAUUCCCAGUGAAUGUGGAGGGCUGACUGUAAAGAUAACUAAUAGGCAAUUCAUCCACAUUUGUGAGAGUGACCAUGUUGUAGUGGUUUGAAUGUCGAACUAGGAUUUAAGAGAAUAGGAAUUGAAUCCCCACUUGGCUAUAGAAACCACUGGGUGACCUUAGGUUAGUCACCGUUUCUCAGCCUCAAAUGAAGGCGGAGUCAACCCCUUCUGACCAAAUCUUGCCAAGACAAUCCUAUGAAGGUUUCACCUUAGGGGCACCAUAGGUCAAAAACUACUUGAAGACACACAACAACAACACAACAACAACAACAACAACAACAACAGGAUAACUUGAAGCAUGGUUGUGGCUAACUAUAUAGACACACUGUGAUUUUCAUGUAAAGUUCAGAAAUAUAUUCAAGUUAACCAUAAAACAAACACACAUUAAAAUGAAAGCAUUUUUAAAGAAAUGUGCUGCUAGGCUCCUGAACUGUAAGUUGUAUGACUAUUUUAAAACAAUACAUGUAUUUCAAAGGUGUCUCACAAAAUGAUACACAAUUCAACUGUAUUUAUCCAGUUCUGGGAAAGAAGGGCAAAGUUUUCAGAAAUCACAGUUUUGUUCGUAUUUUAGGGUCAUCCUGCAUUUGCAUGUAACUGCUUGUGAAAACCAAAGUUUUCUUUGCAUGGUGUUUGACAUUAUAUGUACAACUAGAUGUCCAUCCAAGACCUAUGUCAUGUUCAAUACUUUGAGUGCCUCUUUGUUAUUUGCACAUUAAAUCUGGGUUUGAUAAAAGCAAAGCUUUCAGUUGUCGAAACAAAAGAGGAGGAUUCAAUAUGUGAGCAAUACAUGUCCAAAAUCAUUAUCUGAUCAAUUGAAGAUUGUUUACUUUGACAAGCAUGUGUAUAGUUGAUUGUUUAAAUUUACAUUCCUUUUCAAUAGUAGAUUGUCUUUUGUAACUGUGAUAUUUUAUUCUUGAAAGUUAGCCGAUAAUUCUGAUAUCUUGGUUUAUCAGAAUGAAGAGAGGAAAUUCCAUUGCAUCAUAUCUUUCUUUACCUUGCUGUGUUGAAUUUUGACAAGUAAUCUUUCUUUCUAUUUAAUCAAAGGCUUCUUGUUAGCUUGUUUUGACUGUCUUUUCUUUUCCGCUCUUUUGCAUUGUCUUUAGUUCAUUUCAACAUUCCAGUGCUACACCCACUCAUUGGCUGAUCCGUUCUCGCUGUAAGAUGCUUGUUCUGGUUGCUAUCAUUUCCUGAGUGUUGUGACUAAUCCUCAGUACUUCCUGCUGGUGUUGAAAAGACCACUUGGAGUUCUGUGCAGUAACUUAAAGAUAAGAUUCUGCAUGAUCAUUUUGUUGUUCACCAUUCACAUGGCUUCUUUCCAAACCCCUUUCCCUGGGAUUUCUCUUAUCCUUCUACAUGCCUUUCAGACUUUAAAAGAAAAAUGGAAUUAUGAAUAGAUGUUAGCUAAAAUUUUCCUUGGUGGUUUAAAAGGUUAGGCGUACAAUCCUUCAAGUAAGGGUUACUGUUUGUUCAUUGGAAUCUCACUGAAAUGAAGUUGUGGCUGAGAUGAACGUUAGAAGACAAAUUAAUUUGUUUCCUUGUGGUACAGAUCUUUCAAUGGCAAGUCAUUUAGAACUGCUGAGAGAUGUAUGGUAUAUAUUAAGCCACCUUAGAUCUGGUACAAGGGUAAAGUCAGAAUAUAAACUAAAUAUACAAAUAAAUAUUAGCCUGGAAAAUAAGAUCUGAGUCCUCACCAUUUCAGAACUCCAGUCAUGGGACAUUUUUAGAUAAAGAUUGCUAUUCUAUAUUUUGUAGUAAGGACUGUUCUAGUGUAUUGGCCUCAGAUUAGCUGUAUCUUGAUGUAACAUCAACAUACAGCAAAUUUUGCAUGCCGAUUCUGGGUUGUUGUUUUUUGUUUUGUUUUUUUGAAUGGUAUGCAUUUUAUUGAGGACUGAUAGUUCAAUUGGCAUUGAUGGAUUGGAUGAUCUGGUUAAACUUUUGGAUUAUCCAGAAGUCGACUUUGGAUGUAGCAAGAACAUAUCAACCCAGCCUCAACUAAGCUAGAGACUUAACUUGGCCUGUUAGCUUGUACUCAUUCCUACAGUUCCUGGAAGUUUAAAGGACCCUGCAGGUGAUAUUUAUAGGGAUAGAACUUACCUCUUCCAUAAUAUCACUGGUUAGCUUGAAGUAGGUAUCAUGCUGCCAAAUGAUGUGCAAAUGUAAAAAUACGUGACUUCACAGACAGUUCUGAACCUACUAUUAUAAAAUGGUAAUUGAAUCCCCAGAAAUGUGACAUAAAGACUCAGAUAAUCAAAACACAUCUUCUAGGGAAGCAUAAUUCACUUCCAGAGCAUCUGCAGUUGACACAUUUUCAGAUAUUUAGACCCCUUUGAAAAGACUUUUAAAUAGAAAAACUUCAGAGAGUCCUGUUACCUACCCAGUUUUGGUCUAGUAUCCACUCCACAUAUACAAGCAUUUGUGUCUUCCUCUUAUAAAUAAAGAGAUAUCUUGGAGAUAGGACCCAAGCCUAAAUACAAAAUUUACUUAUGUUUCAUAUACACCUUAUACACAUAAGCCUGAAGAAAAUUUCGUAAACAAUAUUUUCAAUAAUGUUAUGCAUGAAACAAAGUAUGUUGAACCAUCAGGAAGCAAAGAUGAUGUUAUCUCAGCCACUCAUGUCUACAGCUCUGGAAUUUGGAGUAAUUUGGAAUUCUGGGUAUUCCAACUAUAUCACAUAUUUAAUAAUAAUCUUUUUUGUGUCACGGUAAUACCAUUGCUAUUGGAGGAUCAGAGCUAACUUGAGAGUCAGAUUAAGAAGGAAGCUAUUUUUGUUCAGAAAAAUUGAUUUACCUUUUUGCAUGUAUAUUAUACUUGCAGUGCCUGCAUACUGAUUAUAAAAUUUAAGUAAAUGAGAUGCAGUAAUUCUGCAUCCUCAUCUCCCCUGCCACUCGAAAAGUAGGAGCAGGAAAGAGAAGAGGUGUUUCCUAACAGUGGUUCUUGUUUGCUGUGAUUAACUUCAACUCUCUGCAUGUUUCUACAAUCUGAAGCUUAUGAAGGAAAAAUCUUUGUGUCUCUGUCCACUGCUAGACUUUAUUCAUUUCUGUUGCAGAUCCUUCAUCUCUUAAGCAAUGCCAAGGAGAAUUCUGUCCUUCUUCUCCUAAACCUUUUCAAAAACAAAAACAAAAACGAAAAAUGCCUCUGGAACUUAAUUGAACAUUUUUGCUAGGUGUUUUUUAAAUAUAUUUAUAUAUUUAAAAAUCAAUCUGUAUUUAAAACCAUCAUAUGGAAACUUGUAUUUUGCACACAGAGAAUGUUAAAACCUUUUAGUUUGGCUGUAAACAAAUAAAUGUAGUUCUGUAUAAA
Molecule: messenger RNA, 9873 nt
Organism: Anolis carolinensis (green anole)
Lineage: Eukaryota; Metazoa; Chordata; Lepidosauria; Squamata; Anolidae
Gene: mical2
Product: microtubule associated monooxygenase, calponin and LIM domain containing 2
Exons: 24
Coding region: 250-3849 (1199 amino acids)
Molecular function (GO): protein binding; FAD binding
Source: RefSeq, a predicted model, not a curated record